Molecule: messenger RNA, 2001 nt
Organism: Uranotaenia lowii
Lineage: Eukaryota; Metazoa; Arthropoda; Insecta; Diptera; Culicidae
Gene: Slu7
Product: pre-mRNA-splicing factor Slu7
Exons: 2
Coding region: 140-1939 (599 amino acids)
Biological process (GO): mRNA splicing, via spliceosome
Cellular component (GO): spliceosomal complex
Molecular function (GO): pre-mRNA 3'-splice site binding
Source: RefSeq, a predicted model, not a curated record
UCCCUGCAUGAAAAAAAGGAAAAAAAUAAAGUCACCAAAUUUUUGUUUACGUGAAAAAAUUUUGUGAAUCCGCGAAAAAGCAGUGAAAAUAGUGCAAAAAGGGUUCAAAUCAUUGCCACCACUUUGAAACACGUCCACAAUGGCUGGGGGAACAGCGCGCAUUCCAAUUUCUAUGCUUCUGCAGGAUAAAACCUCCGGUAAUGCUGAAGACGAUGAAGAACCGAAGAAAAAGUCCCGAGAAGACUGGCGCAAAGCAAAAGAGCUGGAGGAAGCCCGAAAGGCGGGUACGGCUCCAGCUGCCGUGGAUGAGGAAGGUAAAGACAUUAACCCACACAUCCCCCAAUAUAUCAGCUCGGCUCCCUGGUACUACAAUACGGCGGGUCCAACCUUGAAACAUCAGCGACCACAGGACGACCGGAAAACAGAUUUUUCCGGCAUUGACGAGUGGUAUAAACGGGGAGUCGAUACCAGUAAAACCGUAACCAAGUACCGAAAGGGAGCUUGCGAAAAUUGUGGCGCUCUGACGCAUAAGAAAAAAGAUUGUAUGGAAAGGCCCAGGAAGAUUGGAGCCAAGUUUAAUGGCGCAAAAAUAGCUCACGAUGAAUUCGUUCAACCGAAAAUCACAUCCGAUUACGAUGGAAAGAGAGAUCGGUGGGCUGGUUAUGAUCCCGGCAAUCAUCGGGAAAUUGUGGAAGAAUAUCAAAAAAUAGAGAACGCUAAACGGGAACUGCGAGCUCAGAAAUUGAAGGAAAAUCCCGAUGCGGAUGACGAAGAGGAAGACGAGGAGGAUGAGGACAAGUACGUUGAUGAGGUCGACAUGCCGGGAACGAAGGUUGAUUCCAAACAGCGAAUUACGGUGAGAAAUUUGCGAAUCCGCGAAGACACGGCCAAGUAUUUGCGCAAUUUGGAUCCCAAUUCGGCUUACUACGAUCCGAAAACUCGUUCCAUGCGUGACAAUCCAAAUCCUCAACUCAAACCGGAAGAAACGGAUUUCGCGGGGGAAAACUUUGUUCGAUUUUCUGGGGAUAUCCAGAAGCACGCCCAGGCUCAGUUGUUCGCUUGGGAAGCACACGGCAAGGGUGUUGAUGUGCAUGUUCUGGCCGAACCGACCAAACUUGAAUUACUCCAGAAUGAGUACGAGAAAAAGAAAGAUCAAUUCAAGGAUACGGUCAAGAACAAAGUGCUGGAGAAGUACGGCGGGGAAGAGCAUUUGGAAGCACCACCUAGGGCGUUAUUGUUAGCUCAGACCGAGCACUACGUUGAGUACAAUCGGUCAGGUAAAGUGGUCAAGGGCGAAGACAAACCAAUUAUCCGUUCCCAGUACGAGGAGGAUGUUUUUCUCAACAAUCAUACGUCGGUUUGGGGAUCUUUCUGGCGGGAUGGCGUUUGGGGUUUCAAGUGCUGUGAAUCGACCAUUAAAAAUUCUUAUUGCGUUGGGGAUAAGGGCAAAUCAUCGGGCUCAAUUAGACCGGCUGAUUCAGAGCCAGUUCCUGGUCCUUCGCGAAUCUUCGGAGAACAGCAAAAGGAGUCACCGGUUUUGGACGCUCGAAAAGCGAAAGAAGAAGAUUCCGGCAGCUCCAACAGCAGCAGUAGUAGUAGCAGCAGCAGUAGCAGUGAUUCUUCUGAUUCAGAAUCUGAGAAGCAAGGUAAGAAGAAAUCUAAAAAGUCCAAAAAGAAGCGCAAGAAGGAAAAACGACGGCAGAUGAAGCUGAAGAAAAAGGCCGAGAAACAGGCGGCCAAGGAUAAGAUGCAACUUGCAAUGAUGGUUGAAGAUUUACGCCAGCAGGAAGCGGGGGAGGAUUCCGUGCGUACGGAUGAUAGAAAACGCAAGUUCAACAGCAUGGUUGAUGUGAAAGCUCCCACUGAGGAGGACAUGGAGCGGUACCACAAGAAACGGCAACGCGAAGAAGAUCCUAUGUUACAAUUUGUCAAUGAUUAGAAGAUACAUUUUAAAAUAGCACUUGGUAUAAAGUUUCGAUAUAUGUUGUGGUUCCCUUAAAA